AUGGAGGUCAACGGCUUCAGCUUUGAAGGCAUGGAUGAGGGAGCCAUCGACUAUGCACUCAACAGGGCCCUCUCCCGCUUCUUCAACGACCGCGACUGGUGGAACGGUCUGGCCAAGCGUGUGAUGCAGAUGGACUGGUCAUGGAACAGCCCAGCCCUCGACUAUCUGGAGCUUUACUACCGCGCCCUCAAGCGCAACUGA
Chlorella variabilis is the source of this 201-nucleotide messenger RNA. RefSeq lists its product as hypothetical. Lineage: Eukaryota; Viridiplantae; Chlorophyta; Trebouxiophyceae; Chlorellales; Chlorellaceae. The coding region runs from base 1 to 201 and encodes 66 amino acids. The transcript has 3 exons. The record is from RefSeq and is a predicted model, not a curated record.